AUGAUCAAGGGAGGUCUUUCCGUCGUCGAUUUUGGAUACGACUUCGACAAGCACCACAACAAAACCAGCCUCGCGGCUAUGUGCUCCAACUACAACAUCCAAGCCUCCUCUUCCAGCAAGCCCGACUGCGUGUUCGCAGUCGAGUCCUUCUUCGCCCACCAGCGAUUUAAGCAUGGCCGCCAUGACCGGUCAUACCUCGAACCCGACUUCAAACCCCGGUCCUACUCCAACGCACAACUACGCCAAGUUCUCGCCUACCACGACCUCCGCGUGCCAGGUAAAGCCAAUUUCGAGACUAUGCAGGCUAUCUUUGAGGACAACCUGGUCAGCAUGCGCAUCGAGCUGCAAGGUUAUCAACGCGCCGCGCCAGAGGAUCUUGGCAUCGAUAUGGGCCGUCUAACUCUGCACCCCGUCUCGCCUGCUUCAUCACGCACUCUGGCGGCAGUGGCGAGUGCUGCACCUCGAAGACCUUCGACCCGGCCGGUGCCCGACAGAAAAACCCUCCAAGAUGCAACGAUCUAUAUUGCUAGAAUGUUUUCUCAGAUGCGUAGCCUUGCUAAAAACAUGGACAACGAAGAUUACGAGGACGUCAUUGACGGACUGCGCCAGAUGUUGAGCUAUCUGCCUGCAUCUCUGGCGGGCGAAUCCUCCGGCAAGUCCCACACGGCCGAGGAGGGCGGUUUCCAGGAAGAUUCCGAGGAGUACGAGGACACGGCGAAGUUGUUGAUGCUAGAACUGGGCAGCCUCCCUCAGAUGGCGCAGCGAGUCCUCUCGUCUGACCCUGGACAUGCUGUUGAGCUGAUUGAACGGUUCGCGGUGAGCAUGGUGUGGCAGCUCGGUCGUUUGGCGUAA
Ramularia collo-cygni is the source of this 852-nucleotide messenger RNA. RefSeq lists its product as uncharacterized. The transcript has a single exon. NCBI's taxonomy places the organism in Eukaryota, Fungi, Ascomycota, Dothideomycetes, Mycosphaerellales, Mycosphaerellaceae. Bases 1 to 852 code for a protein of 283 amino acids. The record is from RefSeq and is a predicted model, not a curated record.